AUGAUUGCCAAUAAGAAGAUGGCCUCGCUGAUCUCGGUGACUCUGUGCGCCUUUAGUUCGUGCGCUGCUGCACCACUCGGUGUCCUCCGCGGCUCCAAAGUAUCAGUCAGUGCGUCGGUUACGGUUCGUCAAGAUCCGGCGGUAAGCGCUCAAGAUUGGGUGAGCGGACACACCAACGCCGCCGCAGUCGAUACCGAGGAAGAACGGGCACAGCUGCUGGCUUUGGCUUCGUUCUACUUUUCCACAAAUGGAAACUCAUGGACCAACAACACCAACUGGCUUUCCUACACAACUCAUGAGUGCCAGUGGUACAACCAAGCAGAAGAAGAUGCUUGCACCAGCGAUCUAGUAUUUCUGGAAUUGGAUCUCGAAGAGAACAACUUGAUUGGGUCUCUCAAUGGACAGAUUGCCUCAUUGUCAUCGUUGGUAAAGCUUGAUCUCGAAGACAACAUGAUCGGGGGACGGCUGCCAAGUGAAAUAGGCUUGAUGACUAACCUGGAAGAGUUGACUCUCGAGCAAAACUCUUUCACUGGAAGUAUCCCCACACAAUAUGGCGGACUUUCUUUGUUGGAAGAGCUCUAUUUGGAUCGCAACAUGCUGACGGGUGAUGUCAUCAGUGAACUGGGCCUGAUGGCGGCGUUGCAAGAGCUUGACCUGGCAGAGAAUCAUUUGGAAGGGAAUCUUCCAGCUGCGCUGUCUCAGUUGUCAAACUUGGAGUAUCUUGAUCUGUAUUUCAAUAAGCGAUUGAAUGGGUCCCUUAGUGUGGAUGUUUUGCUUCUUCCUGCCCUGGAAGAGCUCGACUUGGAAUUCAACUAUUUUUCAGGUACACUUCCAUCUGAGAUUGGCCUUUCAACAAGUUUGCAAGUCUUGAAGUUGGGUGACAAUCUCCUCAAUGGAACCAUUCCCAGUUACAUUGGAAACAUUUCUACAUUGACUGAACUUCAGCUGGGAGGCAAUGAAUUCUCUACCUCGAUUCCAACUGAAAUUUUCGGCCUGAGUAAUCUUGAGGAGCUAGAUUUAUCAGACAUUGACAACCUGUCUGGGCCAAUUCCUACUUUCAUAGGUUUGGCCACAUCACUCAAGGAGGUGGACAUCCAUGACACAAGCAUCAAUGGAGUCAUUCCCACUCAAAUAGGGCUCUUGAGCUCAUUGGAAAGCUUGGAGCUACACGAAAUUCUAGGUCUCACCGGCAAUCUGCCAGCUCAGCUGACGGGACUUGCAAAUUUAACCAGACUGAACGUGGCUAACACCUCCAUGAGUGGCCUGAUUCAUCCCAAGCUGUGCAACAUCAGUGAGCUAAUUUUUACAUGCAAGCCUGGAGGACUUUGCGGCUGCGGAUGUGAAUGUCGAGAGGCUAUACCUACCUCAAGCCCCAGCAUAGCACCCAGCUCCCGCCCCAGCAGCACUCCUUCCAAGUCUCCAAGUUCCAGCCCCUCUAGAUCUCCAAGCUCCUCUCCUUCCCGGUCUCCGAGCUCGACCCCAUCCAGAUCUCCGAGCUCGUCGCCCUCAACUCAACCCAGUCUCCAUCCCACUGAUUUCUUCGAGUGUCCUCCCCGUGGUCCCUGCGUUGGUGCGUAUGAGGAACAAUGGUGUGAGUCCCUUGUCGAAGAUGGGCGAUGUGCUCGAAUCGUAAUAUUGGAAUCCUGCCCAGUGCAAUUCAAUUGUGUUUCACCCUUGGAUGUUGACCGUGGUGGCGGCCAUCUUCUGUAG
This is a messenger RNA of Seminavis robusta, 1710 nucleotides long. NCBI's taxonomy places the organism in Eukaryota, Bacillariophyta, Bacillariophyceae, Naviculales, Naviculaceae. The record is from the annotation of a GenBank genome assembly.